Molecule: messenger RNA, 1443 nt
Organism: Trypanosoma conorhini
Lineage: Eukaryota; Euglenozoa; Kinetoplastea; Trypanosomatida; Trypanosomatidae
Product: vasohibin-1
Exons: 1
Coding region: 1-1443 (480 amino acids)
Biological process (GO): regulation of angiogenesis
Cellular component (GO): cytoplasm
Source: RefSeq, a predicted model, not a curated record
AUGACGUCACUGAAUAAAGUGCGAGCCGUCGUGGAGCAGCUUGCCGUCAUCAACCCGUACACAAACGCGAAGAGUCUGCCCGAAGUUCCUCGUCCUGAAGAAUGCUCCAUUCCGCGUCAACUGCCUUCGCUGCAGCAGCUGCCGUACGUGCAAAAUGUUCUCAACACGCUCUCCUACAACUUCCUUCCACAGACCUUUUUUUGCCUGGAGAAGCGCCGAUCGCUGGAUAGUAUACUGGUGACCUCCAAGGAAAUACUCGCAGAGGCGCUUCCAAUACGUUGUCUGGAGGCCACCUUUGUGGGUCUCUACCUCACACACGGAAUGAAGGACGUGGACCGCAUCCCGCUCUCCUUUAAGUCUCGCGCAAAAGGAAGAAAGUACCAUCACAUUGUGCUUGUCAUUCGCUGUGACGGCUUCUACGGGGCGCUGGGCCUUAGUCGCAAAUCGACGCUGAUGCACAAGCCGGUGGUGUACCGUAGCCUCUUCGACCUUGUCAUGGAGUACAAGCGCCAGUACGAGGCCAUCGGUCACCAGCUUUUGGAUUUUAAAUUGGGCCUCUGUGUGAGCCAUGAAAUGCGCUCACGGAAGGCGCCGUGCUGGCGCUACAUUGCGGUAAGCUUCACAAAAUCAAGUGCACUGGCGCCGGUUGCGUCGCCGCGCUCGAGUAGCGAAACGCCGGCCGGCGAGAGCAGCCAAAAGGCAUCGGAGGUAGUGGGCGGCGGCGACGACGACGACGACGACGAGCCGAGGCUGUUGGCGGAGGUUGCGCGGCUGCUGGGGCACUACGCGGAGCUGCUGGCCCCCAUGUCGGCUCACUACGAAAAAUGCGCCGUCCCUUUUCUCCGAGGGUCGCUGCCGGAGUCAUCGCCCACCUAUCUGAAGGACCUCCACGAAAUGGAGGAGGCGGCGGCGCGCCAGGAGAACAGGCGCCGCUUAGAAGCCGUGCGUUGUGGGCGCUCGCCGUGUCCUUCCGUUGACUUGGACACGAAGAAGCGUGCCGCCUCCCGCUCCGUCUCAAAGAAGCGCAUUGAACCCAACUUUACGGCCUCCACCGUCGCGCGUCCGGCCGCCAAAAAACGCACCACAGUACCAAAGAAGGGGACGACGAGAGGCUAUAGUACUGCUGAAGGUUCACAGGAAGAGCGACGGCCCUCACCGCAUGCGACGCAGAAACAGGAGCUGCAGCAGCUGCCACUAGUCAUUGAGCACACACCAUCUCUUCUUUCCUCAGACGCUACAAGUGGGAAACUCGAUAAUAGUGGGAGUAGUACACAUCAGGGUGAAAGCAAUAGUUGCACCCUCUUCAGAAGAACUGCACUUCCUUUUAUUGAAACCAAAACUGGCGAAUUCACUUCCUUUGGUGGUUCACACGGUGACGCUUGGGAGCUUUUGUUCCCUCCACGUCAGGAGUUGAAAGGGGUGGAUUUUGACGAAAUGUUGUAG